This is a messenger RNA of Saprolegnia parasitica CBS 223.65, 633 nucleotides long. RefSeq lists its product as hypothetical. The transcript is spliced from 2 exons. The record is from RefSeq and is a predicted model, not a curated record. Lineage: Eukaryota; Oomycota; Saprolegniomycetes; Saprolegniales; Saprolegniaceae. The coding region runs from base 1 to 633 and encodes 210 amino acids.
AUGCACAACGCAGGCCGCGAGCUCGAGCGCAUUGGCGUUCUCAGCAUGGCCGAGCAGCUAACGAUCUCCAACUCGUCUGCCGUGUGGGACAUUCGACUCCUCAUGGCGGCGGUCGCUGCCAACCCCGAGGACCAGGACGCUCUAUCGGGGUUGAACAUGCUCGCUCGUUUGGCUCUCGCUGGCGGGUUUGCCCUGGACAGCGGCCGCGUCGUCGAGCGCAAUAUUGUCUUUUACGUUUGCCCAGGCAUCGGUCAUGACGACGCCGGACUCACCGACGCACGACAGCUCUGCGAGCUCGCCAGCGAGACGGUCGUCGUGGCAGAGAAUGGGCGACUGCGUGGGGCUGCGUGCGCGCACUGGCAGCUCCUGCAGAAGAAGGUUGCGACGCGCAACGAGAUGCACGAGCAGGUGACGCAUCCGUCGAGCAAAACCGCGUACCAGCACCUCUCACGCGACCAGCUGCAAGAGCGACUGCGUCAGGCCGUGGCCAAACUCAAACAGCAGGAGCGUCAACAAGGAGUCGCUGCCAGUGGUAAGAGGCACCCGGCGGUCGAUUCCGCGUCGCCUCCAACGACGACAAAGAAGCUCCACACGGUACCCAUAUCAAACCCCGCCAUGACUCGAUGGGUCUAA